AUGUCGUUGACCCUCAAGCUAUCCUCACUUGCCAUCCGCACACUCUCCAAGCCCAUUGCCAACCAAAUCAAGGCACAGGCCCGCGAACAUGAGCGAUUCCGCAACGUCUGUGUCUCAAUGGCACAGGCCCUCCAUCGAUUCGACAUGCGCCUCCGUCUAGGUUCAAUCCAUGACAACACCGCAAUCCGAAAACAAGCCCAGGCCGAGGCCGUGGCCAAGAAGCACAUUCCCACUUCUCCAACAGUCAAAACACAAGCAGCAACAAAGGCGGAGGAGGAAGCUCAGUCAAAGGCCAAGGCUGCAGCAGAGGAAGCCGCAAAGCCCCACCAUUACCGUAUUCGACCGUUGUCCGAAUCGAAAGCCAUCGAGUCUGGCGCCAAUUUCAUCAGCGAAACAUUCCUCUUCCUUGUGGCAGGCGGAUUAAUCGUCUUCGAGUCGUGGCGAUCACGCCGGAAGGAAAGCACUCGCAGAGAAGGCGUCGAGGACCGACUGGCGGAGCUUGAGCAAUCCGAAAAGACUACACGGGAGUCCUUGGUGGCCUUGGAGAAGGAGCUGUUGGCCCUUAAAGCUAGACAUGGAGAACUGCCCAAAUCGACACACCGCAUCCUGCCUCGUGCAGUGUGGGAAGUUGCUCCAGAAGCAGAGAAGCCUGAAGUCGAUGAGACCUGGUGGACACGCAUCACAUCAUACCUGCCCUUCGGGAUAGGCACUCAAAGCUCCGCCCUGCCUGCGUCGGCAGAGCAAACCCUAGAGACGAAGGAGACCAAGCCUACGAUAAAUCAACCGACUGUGCAAACGACAACACCAGUCAUCAGAAGCGAAGCUGAGACCAAGAGCUCAUAA
This is a messenger RNA of Penicillium canariense, 843 nucleotides long. Its product is annotated as OPA3 family protein. Lineage: Eukaryota; Fungi; Ascomycota; Eurotiomycetes; Eurotiales; Aspergillaceae. The record is from RefSeq and is a predicted model, not a curated record. The coding region runs from base 1 to 843 and encodes 280 amino acids. Gene Ontology annotation, cellular component: mitochondrion. Gene Ontology annotation, biological process: regulation of lipid metabolic process. The transcript has 2 exons.